AUGGCAAGCAUCCCCAAAGCUUCCACAUCCAGCUCAAAGAGUUCAUCAAAAUUUCAAAAGACCAAAUAUACCCUGGAUUGUACCACUCCUGCGAAUGAUAACAUUGUCAAUACUUCAGGUCUUGAAAAGUAUUUGCGUGAUAAAAUCAAGGUUGAUGGGAAGACCGGAAAUCUAGGUGACAAGAUCACCAUCAUUAGGGAGAAAAACAAGAUUGUCAUCACUACUGGAGUCCCAUUCUCAAAGCGAUAUAUCAAAUAUUUGACUAAAAAAUACUUGAAGAAACAACAAUUGAGGGAUUUCUUGCGCGUGGUGGCCACUAAGGAACAUGUUUAUGAAUUGAGAUACUUUCAAAUAAAUGAGGGGGUUGAAGAAUAA
Molecule: messenger RNA, 375 nt
Organism: Babesia microti strain RI
Lineage: Eukaryota; Apicomplexa; Aconoidasida; Piroplasmida; Babesiidae
Product: large subunit ribosomal protein L22e
Exons: 2
Coding region: 1-375 (124 amino acids)
Biological process (GO): cytoplasmic translation
Cellular component (GO): ribosome
Molecular function (GO): structural constituent of ribosome; RNA binding
Source: RefSeq, a predicted model, not a curated record